GCUGAUCUGGCAACAGCGCGCUAGUUUUUCAAAUGGUAGUCUGCUAGUAGCUUCGUGCUCGAGCCGGGCAAACAAACAAGUUCGGCUUUCGCAUGAAAGACAGAAAUUGUGACUUGUCAGAUAAACUACAACAUGAAGAUCUACAGUCUUGGCGCCAACCCAAAUAAGCCUUGCAACAUCUUGAAUUUCAAAGGCGUUUCGCUGAUGCUCGAUUGUGGGCUCGAUAUCAAUUCGGCCCUGCACUUUCUCCCUCUGCCUCUUGUAGCUAGCAAACGGCUUUCUAGCUUGCCAAAUUGGAUACCGAAAGAUGCACAAGAUGCUGCACUUCUGGAUGGAGAACUUAAAGAGUGUGAAAAUAGGGUGCUUGUUGAUGGCCCAAUUGAAAUAUUGCCUCCACAAUCAGACAUAUUUGACAUAUCCAAUGUCGACACCAUUUUGCUGUCAAAUCAUGCCUGCAUGUUGGCCCUUCCGUUCAUCACAGAAGAAACAGGCUUUAAAGGAAGGGUCUAUGCUACCGAACCAACCCUACAGAUUGGAAGGCUGUACAUGGAAGAAUUGGUUCACUAUUUGGAAAGAACUCCAAAAACCCAGCGAUCAAGUAGAUGGAAGCAAGUUCUUCAGUCCCUUCCACCUCCCCUGAAUGCUGCAUUGAGACCAAAUGACUGGAGGAAAGUCUAUUCCAUGAAAGCCAUAAAUGCAGCUUUAGCUAAAGUUCGCAUGGUCGGCUUCAACGAGAAAAUAGAUAUUUGUGGUGCCCUUACUGUAAUGGCGGUCAGCUCAGGGUAUUCCCUCGGUAGUUGCAACUGGAUUAUUCAUUCUGGCUAUGAAAAAAUUGCAUAUGUGAGCGCUUCAUCAACCCUCACUACUCAUCCCAGGCCAAUGGAUCAAGUAGCACUUAGGAACGCCGACCUCUUAAUCCUGACAGCGUUGACCCAGACACCCGUUGCCAACCCUGAUUCCAUGUUGGGUGAAUUUUGCAUGGCAGUUGCUGCCACACUACGUUCGGGGGGUUCUUGUCUCGUCCCUUGUCACCCUUCCGGACUACUUUACGAUUUGUUUGAAUGUCUCUCUGUUCAUUUGGACAACAUUGGUCUAAGUCAAAUUCCACUCUUUUUCUUCUCACCUGUUGCUGAAACGUCAUUAGCUUAUUCCAAUAUUUUCGCAGAAUGGCUCUCUUCAGGCAAGCAGAGUAAAGUAUAUCUCCCAGAAGAACCUUUUCCACAUGCCCAUCUCAUCAAAAAUGGGCGACUAAAACAUUUCCCAAGCCUCCAUGCUGAAGGAUUUACCAACGAGUAUAGACAGCCUUGCGUGGUCUUCUGUGGCCAUCCGUCUCUCCGCUUCGGCAAUGUAGUACAUUUCAUAGAGUUGUGGGGUAAUCACAGCAACCAUAGCAUCGUCUUCGUUGAACCCGACUUCCCGUAUCUUGAAGCCCUGGCCCCGUAUCAGCCUCUGACCAUGAAAAUCGUUCACUGUCCUAUUGAUACCAGUCUGAGCUUUACCCAGGCCAAUAAAUUGAUCCGCGAUCUUAAACCGGGCAACCUUCUCGUGCCGGACAUCUAUCUCCAUCCACCGGUGUCUGCACCAUUACGAUCUGACUUGGUUAUUCAGGAAUUGGAGCCUCCAGCAUUGGGUAUGAAGUCAUAUCAGGUGUUGCAAUUACCAAUCAAGAGGAAACAGGAAAAAGUGCACCUCGAUCCUGCCUUGGCGUCGCGGCUUGAACCCAUCCAAUUUAAGACUGGGUUGUCAGCCUCUACCUUAACUGGAAAAUUGGACGCACGCGACAACAAAUUUACUCUUAAAGUAUUAAACGAAGAAGAAGGAGGCACUUUGUACAGUGCAGCGGAAAGAAUGCUGCCUCGCCAUCCAUGGGGCUCGGUCGAUACAACACAGUUGUUGCACUUGCUCAGUCAACAUGGUUUACUAGAUGCUCGCGUUGAAGACACUCCUCGAGGAGUCGUUAUCCAUUUGCCAAGAGAAGACACCGUUAUUCAGCUAGAAGGCUCCAACACUCAUGUUUACUGCCAUGAUGAAGCCCUUCGGAGGACUUUAAGGGAUAUUUUACUUCAGUGUUUACCAUGUUUGUGAAAAUAUCGUAAUAAACGCGGCCGUUUCUCACUUA
Messenger RNA from Daphnia carinata, 2119 nucleotides. It is a transcript of the gene IntS9, whose product is annotated as integrator complex subunit 9-like. Gene Ontology annotation, cellular component: integrator complex. The transcript is spliced from 11 exons. The record is from RefSeq and is a predicted model, not a curated record. Gene Ontology annotation, biological process: snRNA processing. The coding region runs from base 133 to 2085 and encodes 650 amino acids. NCBI's taxonomy places the organism in Eukaryota, Metazoa, Arthropoda, Branchiopoda, Diplostraca, Daphniidae.